Chilo suppressalis (striped riceborer) is the source of this 3328-nucleotide messenger RNA. The record is from the annotation of a GenBank genome assembly. Lineage: Eukaryota; Metazoa; Arthropoda; Insecta; Lepidoptera; Crambidae.
CCCGUGAAGUGCUUCACGCGCGUUUCGGGAUCAGCCAGCGUACAACCAGAGCUCGAGUGGAGAUUGCCGCGACAGAUUCGGUCCAGUGGAGGCAUCCGUCGAACCGAUGCCGGGAGGACUGCAUCGACCCACCGGCCAGGGAGACCCGUAGAAACGGCUGGGCCCGAGCGUUCCUAACCAGUUCGUGAGGCUGCCCUAUCAUGUCACGCAUAAUCUCGGGGUGGACCGUCGUGCCGGUUGGUGACCGGGGCGUGGGGUCCCGGCGGCCACUCCCGGGAGGGUGCGGGGGCCCUUCCGUCCGGCAGUUACUCGGGAAAACGUGCCUCCAUAUAUUUGCCUGUCUUUGUCGCGACUAACUCCACUCGAUUCACGUCUCUCAACUUUUUUCUCAUGAUGGCAGCCCGUAAAAUAAAGUUUGGUUGUACAGCGGUGCACACCCCCACGCCUUCCGCGCUGUUUGAGGUUGAGUUCUGUAAUAUACGCGGACUCCACUCUAACCUCAAUGCUGUCCACCACCAUCUUGAGACAGCACGGCCAGCACUAUUGUUUCUCACGGAGACACAAAUACUUCCGCCCGCUGACACAGGCUACCUUAAAUAUCCCGGCUACGCGCUUGAAGAAUCCUUCAAAGCAAAAGCCGGCGUAUGCCUGUAUGUUCGGGCGGAUGUUUGUUGUCGCCGUUUGAGCUGCCUGGAAGACCCCUCCUUUUCCAUGUUGGCGGUACAUGUAGACUCUGGUCCUUUGGCCAGAGUCUACGUGUGCCUCUACAGAUCUCACACCGGCGACGCUGAGACAACUCGGCUGUUUGACCACCUCAGUAGGGUAGCAGAUGAUGCCCAGGCGCAAUUUCCCAACGCAGAACUGGUGUUUUUGGGAGACUUUAACGCCCACCACGGUUUGUGGCUUGGCUCUUCCAAAACUGACCAUGCAGGGAUCUCUGCCCAUGCAUUCGCUCUCACGCACGACCUGACACAACUGGUUGAUCAGCCCACCAGGAUCCCAGAUAUAGCAAGUCAAGCGCCUUCUUUACUAGACCUUCUGCUUACGACCCAUCCGCAGGAGUAUCAGAUUGUGGUUCGAGCCCCACUGGAUUCAUCAGACCAUUGCCUGAUAUCUGUCAAGGUGCCACAGGCCAAAACCCCUCGACCAUUGGUGGUCAAACGCAGGGUCUGGCACUAUGGGUCGGCAGAUUGGGAUGGUAUGCGCGAUUACUUUGCGUCUGUCCCUUGGAAGCAGCGCUGCUUCAAUGAGAAGGACCUAUCAUCCAGUGCCGUUGCCAUUACUGAGGAGAUCGUAAUGGGAAUGGAGUAUUACAUUCCACAUUCUGAUCUCAUCAGUAAGGGCACACGUAACCGCUGGUUCAAUCGCGAUUGUGCCGAUGCUGUUUCUCGUAAGCAGGCGGCAUAUCGCGCUUGGAUCAGAGGCCGCGCUCUUAAGGAUCCCGGGGUUAACUCAUUGAAAGCUGCCUAUAAUAGUGCUUCCAAGUCUUCGGAUGCCCAACGUGUAGCACGUACUGGCCACGAAUUGUUAACGCACCCUACGGGCUCCCGUAGUUUCUGGCGUUUGGCUAAGGCCGUGCAACACAACUUUUGCCAGCCCUCGCUGCCACCUCUGCGAUGUCCAGAUGGGUCACUAGCUCAUGAGCCGCAAGAGAAAGCCGAUUUGUUGGCAAAGCUCUUUGCGGCUAACUCCCGAAUCAGUGAUUGCAAUGCACUGCCACCUACACUACCUCAUUGUGGCACUACGAUGCCUGACAUUAAAAUCAGGCAGCGUGAUGUUCGUGCGGAAUUGCAAUCACUCGACGUCCGGAAAGCUAGUGGACCCGAUGGCAUCCCAGCAGUUGUUCUAAAACAUUGUGCAGCGGAGUUGUCUCCCGUGCUUACGCGACUGUACCAACUCUCUUACUCUUUGGGGCGUGUGCCGGAAGCUUGGAGAGACGCCAAUGUGCAACCGGUGCCCAAAAAAGGGGACCGCUCAGACCCGGCCAACUAUCGGCCGAUAGCUGUCACCUCAGUGUUGUGUAAAGUCUUAGAAAGGGUCCUUAACAACCAUCUGACCCGCUACCUAGAAGAUUACUCUCUAAUUCACGAUCGUCAAUACGGAUUUAGGCCGAAUCGAUCGACGGGUGACCUUCUAGCGUACGUGACACACAUCUGGGGUGAAGCUAUAGACAAGCGGGGAGAGUCUCUGGCUAUUAGCCUUGACAUCGCCAAGGCUUUUGACAGGGUCUGGCACAAGAGCCUUCUCUCCAAGCUUCCUGCAUACGGUCUGCCUGCUCAGCUCUGCGCCUGGGUGGCUGACUUCCUGCAUGAGCGUAGAAUUCGCGUCCUUACGGACGGAUGUAGUUCGCAGUUCAUGUCAGUGAAUGCCGGUGUUCCUCAGGGUUCCGUUCUAUCCCCCACACUCUUUCUGCUGCAUAUCAAUGAUUUGAUUCCACUUGCGAAUAUUCAUUGCUAUGCAGACGAUAGCACAGUGCAUGCGAGAUACUUUGGACACGCGGCGGCUGGACAGGUAGAAACCAUGGAGAAACGGGAGAAUCUUGUCGUUGAGCUCAAUAGGGCUUUAGACCACAUUUCCGAAUGGGGUACUAGGAACUUGGUUGAGUUCAAUGCCAAGAAAACUCAGGCUUGCGCUUUCACGGCAAAAACAUCGCCAUUCCUUCCCCUUCCCUCUCUUCAGGGCACAACACUGGCGCUACAGAGCAAUAUUACCAUGCUCGGUAUGGAAGUGCGGCGUUUUUUCACGCCCGAUCAACUGUGCUUGUUGUACAAAACCCAAGUGCGGUCCUGCGUGGAAUAUUGCUCGCACCUCUGGGAUGGCUCCGCAAAGUACUUACUCGAUGCCUUGGAUAGGUUGCAGCGGCGCGCUGCCCGCAUCAUUGGCGAUGAAGAGGCAACUAAGAAACUCGAGUCUCUACAAUUACGCCGUGAUGUGGCAUCAUUAAGCGCAUUCUACCGAAUAUACCACGGCGAGUGUUCUGAGGAGCUAUUCUUGCUUAUCCCUCCAUCACUUUUUCUUCGGAGGACCACGCGCGCUGGCCUACGUUGCCAUCGACUUACUGUGGCCACUAUUCCUACACGAACAAAGAAAUUUGGCGACUCAUUUCUUUGUCGUACUAUUCGUAAGUGGAAUUCUUUACCCGCGCACGUGUUCCCUCCUUCCUAUAAUCUGGGGUCCUUUAAGAGAGGCGUGAAGAAGCAUUUUUGCGGGCCGGCAAGUUAAUAACUGCUGUACCAGCUAUCUUCGCGUUUGGACUUUAUCACCACUUAACAUCAGGUGGGGUAGAGUCAUUUGCCUACCUAGUAAUAUAAAAAAAAAAAAAAAAAAA